ACCACGCUCCUUCCUCUCAUCCCCUCUUCCGCCUUUCUUUCCCAUAUUCCUUUUCCGCAUCUUCUUCUACCAUAUCUUGUCUUUCUUUUCAGGGUUUGACUUGUUCUAUCCACUGCAUACAUACAUCCUUGGUAGUAUAUUUAACUGCCCCCUCCUGUUGAGCAAUCUCCUGGGCAGCUGUUCUGUUCAGGUACCAGAUACCAUCCAGUUUUUCAAACAAUUCAACACGGAGAACCCAUUCAGACCCAGGACAGGUCUUAAGCCUCGCUAUUCCAACGACUAUCAUGGCACCUCGGGAAAUCUACAUCCCCACCGAGGCCCGGGAUCAGCAGGAUCAGGCCCAAGAGUAUCAUGAGGAUCCGGCCCGGGUCCUGAAUCGGCAGCUCGUCGCCGAAAACUUGGAAUUGAAGCGCCUUCUUCGCGGGAACGGUAUUGCCUGGGCCCCUCCUGUCGUGUCUCGUCCCCCUCUCUUUGGCGUUGCGCGCAAACCUGUUUCUCCUACCACAACACCUGGCCAGGUUUCCGACAAUGACCGCCCCAAUUUGCCGACCCUUCCUAAAGAGGUGCAGUUCUUGAUUAUCGAGUACGCCAUGAGAAGCAAGUAUCCCAUCGUCGAUCCUCUAUCCAAGUCUACCGAAGACAAUAUGUCGGAUGAGGAGAAGCAACGAGGCAACCAGAUUGCCAUUGGGUGCAUGGCGGUGUGCAGUGCCUUCCGCAACGAAGCCACACACAUUCUCUGGACCAAGAAUACCUUCACCUUUACGACACCUGUGGCCCUGCGCAACUUCUGUAACUUGCCCUUGGAGCACCGCCAAGAGAUCAAACAUGUCAAUCUUCGAGUCAUUGCCAUGUACUAUGACGACGAGCCACGGUGUCACCAGAUCCCUCAGUCAUACCACCCAGCGUUGCGGAAGGACUUGUCUCUCAAGGUUCGCCCUCGGAUACUGGAGAAGAACCUGACCCCGAAGGGAUUCCGUGCCUACACCUGGGCCCAAGCCGUCGACUUCCUGGCCGCCUUGUGCCCGCCUUUCGAUCCCAACCACCUCGGGAUCCAUCCGCGUCUUCGGCUGCUCCCCGGCCUUGAGACGAUGCGGAUCGACUUUGUCAACUUCAUCGAGAGGUUCAUAUCCUUCCUCGACGGCAGCCUUCGCUUGAUGGCGGCAAACGAACUCGGAUGCACCCUUAACGAGCUCAUGGUCACUGGGUUGCCCUGUUCCGAGCAAGGCAUUCGGAUUGGGUCUGAGCUCACUGGCAUGCUCAAGGACGGUGGCCUAUUUCUCGACGCGGCCCCAACCUAUGUCCAGACGCUGGGCAGCACGGGACAGACUUGCAUGUGGUGCCUACACAGCAGACCCUACAUUCCGAAGGCGAUUCGUGCCUUGAGAAAGUUCAAAGAGGACGGCGAUGGUAACGACAACAAUUAUGACAGCGAUCCUUCCAGACACGAGGAUCUCCCGAGAAUGCCAGCAUGCCCCGAGGUCGCCGGACAUCCGAUGUCAACCUACGUGGAGCGUCCUACCGUCUGGAAGAAGGUGCCGUUUGCCCGGGACGAGGAAGAGCGCGGAUGGCUCGAGUUCGACCGCAGGUCGGGCUACCCGGUCGGCAACGCGCCCGAUACCCCUCCGGAAGAGGAUCGCCCCCACGAUGUCGUUUUUGAAUGCGCCAAGUGCGAUGAGAUGCACGGCCGCUUUGGCCGGGGUCGCUAUUGACCCCUUUCUGUCGGUUCCCUGCCUAUACUGUGCGCACUUUCGGCUCGACGCCAAUUGCUCUGGGAUUUGCUGAGGAUUAUGGUGGAAAUGAAAUGGCGUUAAGGUCGACUACUGUACCAUGUUUAGAGGCACUUGUCCCGAUCUGCCUAAGCGUUUCUCACGAGUAUGAGGUUUAAUAAUGGCAUGGAUUGGCGCGGGUAUACGGGAAUUCCGAAAUCCGGUGUUGUAUGUUCGAUA
Phialemonium atrogriseum is the source of this 1946-nucleotide messenger RNA. RefSeq lists its product as uncharacterized. NCBI's taxonomy places the organism in Eukaryota, Fungi, Ascomycota, Sordariomycetes, Cephalothecales, Cephalothecaceae. The record is from RefSeq and is a predicted model, not a curated record. The coding region runs from base 285 to 1709 and encodes 474 amino acids. The transcript is spliced from 2 exons.